AUCCCUCACGCCAACAGAGCUCCCGGGAUAAGGAAACGCAGCCACCAGCGCAUGCACGCAGACCCCGAAUUCCCGCACUGCGCAGCCACCAGGGCUCCGGGCCCACGUGCGCGUGCCAGCCCGCAGCCAGUCCCAGCGGGCCCCGCCCCCACCCGUGGAGGCGGGGCCGGUCGCGGACGGAUGACGUGCGGGCAGGCUGCGCCGGGGUUCUGUGUCUCCGCGGCCUGUCUGCGGCUGCUUUUCACGCUUCCCUCCGGGUCCCCCCAGGCCGCCUCCUGCCGGGGGAGGGCCCCUCCCCCCCCCCGUGAGAGGCCGAGACUCGGGGGGACGGGCAGCUGCGGGGGAAAAUGACAUCGCGGAGAUGGUUUCACCCGAAUAUUACUGGAGUGGAGGCAGAAAAUUUACUGCUGACAAGAGGCGUUGAUGGCAGCUUUCUGGCCCGGCCCAGUAAAAGUAACCCAGGAGAUUUUACACUUUCUGUUCGGCGAAAUGGAGCUGUCACGCACAUCAAGAUACAGAACACAGGAGACUACUACGACCUGUAUGGAGGAGAAAAAUUUGCCACAUUGGCUGAGUUAGUCCAGUAUUACAUGGAACACCACGGGCAGCUCAAAGAAAAGAAUGGAGACGUAAUAGAGUUAAAAUAUCCACUCAAUUGUGCUGAUCCUACAUCUGAAAGGUGGUUUCAUGGACACCUUUCUGGAAAAGAAGCUGAAAAGUUAUUAACAGAAAAAGGAAAACAUGGAAGCUUCCUUGUGAGAGAAAGUCAAAGCCACCCAGGAGACUUUGUUCUUUCAGUCCGGACAGGAGAUGAUAAAGGCGAGAGUAAUGAUGGGAAAUCAAAAGUGACCCAUGUCAUGAUUCGGUGCCAGGAGCUGAAAUACGAUGUUGGCGGAGGGGAGAAAUUUGACUCUCUAACAGAUCUAGUGGAACAUUAUAAGAAGAACCCCAUGGUAGAAACUUUGGGCACAGUACUACAGCUCAAGCAGCCCCUGAAUACAACCCGUAUUAAUGCUGCAGAGAUUGAAAGCCGGGUGCGAGAACUAAGCAAGCUAGCAGAGACCACAGAUAAAGUCAAGCAAGGCUUCUGGGAAGAAUUUGAGACUUUACAACAGCAAGAAUGCAAACUUCUAUAUAGUCGUAAAGAGGGUCAACGGCAAGAAAGCAAAAACAAAAAUAGAUACAAAAACAUUUUACCUUUUGAUCAUACCAGAGUUGUUCUACAUGACGGAGAUCCAAAUGAACCAGUUUCAGAUUAUAUCAAUGCUAAUAUUAUUAUGCCUGAAUUUGAAAGUAAAUGCAACAAUUCAAAGCCAAAAAAAAGUUACAUUGCUACUCAAGGCUGUCUGCAGAACACAGUGAAUGACUUCUGGAGAAUGGUAUUCCAGGAGAACUCUCGCGUUAUCGUUAUGACAACAAAAGAAGUCGAAAGAGGAAAGAGUAAGUGUGUCAAAUACUGGCCUGAUGAAUAUGCGUUAAAGGAAUACGGGGUUAUGCGUGUUAGGAAUGUUAAGGAAAGUGCAGCUCAUGACUAUACGCUAAGAGAACUGAAACUUUCUAAAGUUGGUCAGGGGAACACUGAGAGAACAGUCUGGCAAUAUCACUUCAGAACCUGGCCUGAUCAUGGAGUACCCAGUGAUCCUGGUGGUGUCCUGGACUUCUUGGAGGAGGUCCACCACAAGCAAGAAAGCAUUGCUGAUUCAGGACCUGUUGUGGUGCAUUGCAGCGCUGGGAUUGGACGAACAGGAACUUUUAUCGUGAUUGAUAUUCUUAUUGACAUAAUCCGAGAAAAAGGCGUGGACUGUGAUAUUGAUGUUCCAAAGACCAUUCAGAUGGUGAGAUCGCAGCGGUCAGGGAUGGUUCAAACAGAAGCACAGUACAGAUUUAUUUACAUGGCAGUACAACACUACAUUGAAACGCUACAGCGUAGAAUUGAAGAGGAGCAGAAGAGUAAGAGGAAAGGGCAUGAAUACACAAACAUUAAAUAUUCUUUAUCGGACCAGACAAGUGGGGAUCAGAGCCCACUUCCACCAUGUACUCCGACCCCAACCUGUCCAGAAAUGAGAGAAGAUAGUGCUAGAGUAUAUGAAAACGUGGGGUUGAUGCAGCAGCAACAGAAAAGCUUCAGAUGAGAUGUACAGAAACUUCCAUGCAAAGGAAGAAAUGAAUAUUGUUUUUUAAAAAAGGUCAAGAAAGAGAUGGAACAAGCUUCACAUGAAGAGUGAACUUUGAAGGCUUGGUACCUUUUUAUUUAUAGCGUUUAACUCUUCAAUAAUAAGCAAAACUUAAGACCAUCUAAAGAUCAUUAUAUCCUUUCUCUCCAAUACCUGAUUUACAAUUGCUCAUUUUUCAAAUAAAAAGGAAAUCCUCUCUACAAUGUAGAAAGAUAUUUUGUAGAAUCUUAAUUGUGAAUCCAGCCAACUGUUAGACUGGCGUUGUUUCCUUCAAAUAGUAUUUUUGUUUCAAAAUCUGGUUAUUAGCAUUAUUUCUUCUCGGAGCAGUUGUGGGGAUUUUUUAUGAGUGGGGAAGCCGUGAUUUGGGUAAGUCCAUUAUAUAAAAAUAAAAUACUAAUGGGAACAGUUCUUGAUUGUUUGAAGACAGUGGAUCACCCACAUUAAUAGUCAGCUACAUGAUAAAAUUAGUCCUAAUACAUUUCAAACUUGGUCUGAGUUUGACAGGGGUGAGCAGUUAAUCUUUGAUAUGAAGGUGUUUUUUGUAACAGUUGUUGGCUUUGAUUACUUCUCAGCUGAGUUGCUGGAUGGGCUAUUUUUGAAUAACUACAAAAAGUAGCCUUUGCCUCAGACUAGAGCAUUCUCUAGAUGACCUGUACCCCAGAUACCAAUUUACAGCCAUUCUGUCAAAAAAAGAAAAAAGGGGGGAAAAAAAAGGCAGCUGUCUAGCAGCUGUGGGGACGCUGCCUAUGUUAAUUUUUCCGUGUUCAUUUAUUAAGCAGGAGAUCUGACCUGUGGAGUUGAGACAUUUUAAGAAGCUCCACAAUGACACUUGACAUCGUAUUAAAACAAUGAAACUAGUAACCCACUGUGUAGGCUGUUAAUCUUAGGCUGAACUUAGGCCCGUCUUUAAAAAAUACAGUUAUUAGGCCUUCUGGUUCUCGGUAAGGCCUUACACUAAUGGCGGUAGCCUGGGGAAAAGGACUUUAUGAAAACUAGCUAUUACCUAAAAUUGCCUUAAUGAAAAGGGCAGCGCAGGUACCAGUCAACAGCCGCUUGUUCUGGUCUAUUUCAUCAGGCAGGAGUUUCAUUAACAUUCUGCCUAAAGUGCCUUUCAGAGCCACAUCCAAUUUGCUGUCCAUGUUUUAAUUAAAAAAAAAAAUACUGCAUCUAUCUCUAAAAACACUUUCGAUUGUUAUUAAUGAAAUAAAAUCCUCCCAGAGUGAUGUCAGCAGUGAGAGAUGCUGUUCUAGUGCCAUGGGUUUCUUCAUCUGCAGAAGAAGGGCUGUAAACACUUCUCAGUUUCCUGCAUGAAAGAAACUUUGCCCUGUCCUGUCAUCUGAAUCUGGAUCUCCCAUUGGAGCCUAUAGCAGCUGAGUGUGUGCUCAUGGCAGGAUCGGGCUCGAGGAGUAGGUACCAGUGGUGUCGUAGCAGCAUCUUUCCCCUCACUGCUGGUGGAGUUCUGAGAGUUAUGGUGACGCCACCAGGUAAUAUUGAGGAAUUAUCAUCAUUUUUAUUUAGAGUAUGCAGAUAAUGGUAAUCUCUGCAUUGCGUUGCUGUAUGUGCGGUGAGGGUGCAAGAGUGAUGAAGUUACAUUAUUGGCCAUAUUAGUGAAAUUACACAAAAGCCUGGAAUGUAAUUAGUGCAGCAUUUGUGUUCCCUACACUGAUGUGGGGAUUGCAUUAGCUUUCCCUGAGAAUGCUUUGCAACCUCAAAUGCUUCACAUUUUGUGUUUUGUCUGAACUGAAUGAAGGUGCAUCUUAACUUUAAGCUGAACUUUUGUUACUUUGCCUCUUGUAUUUUGUUAUAAUACCUCUUGUCUUCUGAUCCUGGAACUCCUGUCACCAGCACACCAUACUAUUUGUGUCUUAAUGUCAUUAUCUAUAGCACAGUCGUUAAUAUUUGCACCCUCUGUAGAGCUAAAAUUCUUAUGGCUUGAUGAAAGGAUAAUCCGUUUUCAUCUACUUGUGUUCAUUCAGUCACAAAUAGAAUAUUUGCUUUAUAUCAACUUCCUUCCCCAGCCUCCAUGUACAGUUUCAUCAUGUUGAUGUUUUCUGCAAAGGUUAAAUAGGGAUCAUUUAAGUGCCGAGUUGUGAUUUUGAAUUGAGUAAUUCAAUAACAGUCUAAAUAUCUGUUAAUUGAAAAUUUUGUGUAGCAUUAUGUGGUGCUAUAUUUCCUUGGAUGCUGCCAGGUUUUAAAUUAGGAGGAAGUGGAGUGCAUGUUCAGGAUUAGAAAUACUGUGUAUCAAAAUGAAAGUUCAAAGGAAGAUCCUCCUAAGCAGUAGCUUAUGAACUGCACUAAUAUGACUUGUCCUAAAGAUUGACUUGUAUUGGCUACAAUAAUAUGGUGAUGUAUUCAGCAUAAAGCUGCCUAUCAUAAGAUUAGCAUUUAAAGUCUGUGGAACUCAGCUCUGUAGUUAUUUGUUCUUGGAACUGGGGAAAUCUCAUUUCUCUAGAAUGUGUGUUAAUCUUAAAGAGCACAUGAUGGAUGAACUUUUUUUUUUUUUAAUUAGAAAAAAUUCCAAAAGAUUGUAUGCUAGAGAAAGCUGUUUCUUUUUAAUUGGAGCGUCUGGCCCUGCUGAAAACCAAAGGGGGGGGGGGAUCUUGCAAGUUACAAACCAGCUGCGUUUCAAACAUGCCGACAGAGGGGUAACUCCUUUUAGUGUGUCUUUCUCUUUUAGUAUUAUUUUAAACAUUGGUUGUUUUAUUACAGAUCAAACAAAACAUAUAAAUGUUCUGUGGUACAGGGGAAAAAUGGAUACUUGGGUUUCAUUUAGUAUUUUUAGUGGGUUUUUAAAAACUAAUGUAACAUCACUCUACAAGCUAUUGCUGUAACAAUGGAAUGGAAAAGGGAUACAGUUUUUGAAGUGUUCUAUUGUAGAAGACUUUAUACCACAAGGGAAAUGUAAACCAAUUCCAAAGGCACAAUAUUGUAUGACAGCAAGAAUCUGCUGCAGACCCUCAUUUACUGAAUGUUUUAUAGCAUACACUUUAAUUUCAGGUAACCUUUAUUAGGACUGAUUAAUUCUUCUAUUGACCAAACUUUUUUUUUUCUCUUGAGGUAUGUGUGUUCAAAAAUACAACUUCAUUAGCUGUAUCCUAGCUAUACAACUUGUUUCCUUUUUCAUUGUAGGGAUGGGAUAGAUCAAACAGUUGGUACUAGGACAAUUUUUUCAUAACUUCAUUAUUUCAAAUUAAUUUUUAUUUUUUUUCCAUUUUAAAAUAGCAAAACAUGUAAUUAAUUGCAGACCUGGUUAUUUAUGACACUAUUGUGAUUUUUUUAUUACAGUACUAAAAGCUAAUGAAAAAAAGAUCCUUUAUUAGGUGGACUAGACCGUACAUUUAUUUUUUCCUGCAAUGUAUGAAGUAUUGUACCAGAGUAUUAAAUGAAAUGUAAUAUUUUAUUGAAAAUCUCUAUCCUUUAAAAGGAGGACAUUUAGGAUGUCAUCAAUUUGAUGUGAAUCAUGUAAAUGUUAAUAAUGAUGCGCUGUUUUAUUAUACAUUUAGUGUUUCAAAAGACUCACUUAUUGCCUUUUGCCCACAUCCAUUCUGUAGAUCAUUUACAAUUGUCAAAAUGUGACAUUAAAAGACUAGAUCAUGUAUAGAAAUAUUAGUGGUUGUUCAUUGUUUUCCCUGCUGGUAUUUAUGGGUGUUAGUUCAGCUGCUUUGUGAGCUGCGCUGUGAUUUUUAUUGCUGCAAGGUUAUAUUAUCAGAAUAAAAGCAUAUUUGUAAACAGCAGAGUUAAAAAUUAGGAAUAAAAAUAAUUUUUCUUAUAA
Messenger RNA from Dermochelys coriacea (leatherback sea turtle), 5946 nucleotides. RefSeq names its product protein tyrosine phosphatase non-receptor type 11 (gene PTPN11). The transcript is spliced from 16 exons. The record is from RefSeq and is a predicted model, not a curated record. Bases 348 to 2132 code for a protein of 594 amino acids. Gene Ontology annotation, molecular function: protein tyrosine phosphatase activity. Gene Ontology annotation, biological process: protein dephosphorylation. Lineage: Eukaryota; Metazoa; Chordata; Testudines; Dermochelyidae.